AUGGCAGAGAAAGCUAUCCAGAAGGCCUUGUGGGGUCAUUUACUUGAUGACAAAUGCCUGCACAGCCAGUUAAUAGCCGAAAUGACCAAUUCAUAUACAAUUAUAACUGAUCCGCACGUGAAUAUAUUGUCCACGUUUUCAGUGUCAGACUACCACUCGGUUGUCGUGCAUCUCUUGAACGGAACAGAACCUUCCGAGGUCGACGUCAGGCAGUUCCGGGAGCGGCCGCCAACACUGCAGUACCGAGUGUCUCUCGGCAACGAAACGUUCGCGAUCUCUCUGCGAAAGAAUACGAACAUGAUGUCAUCGGGCUGCAUCAUCCGUCACGUAAACGGCAGCGGCCACUCCACGGUGAGCCCCUGCGUGGAGCAUGACGUCACAUGCUACUACACCGGAGCAACCAGCGCCCACAACGACUCCUGUGUGGCGGCCAGCGUCUUUGGAGGGCUGAAAGGGUUGCUCAGUUUUGGCAACACGAGCUUGUUCAUCUAUCCAAUGAAGCGGACAUCGGAUCAGACGUCAACGUCGCCCAAUCACGUGAUGUACCGUUACCAGGGUGACAAGCACGUGUGCAAGACGGAAGCACAAGGGAGGCACCAGGCCAACGGAAUGAAGACCAGGUACAUAGAGGAGGGUAUCGUGGUCGACCCUCCCAUGGCGAGAUUCCACAACGAAAACAUUCUCCAGUACGUCUUCACUGGCUUUAUCGUACAUAGAGGAGGGUAUCGUGGUCGACCCUCCCAUGGCGAGAUUCCACAACGAAAACAUUCUCCAGUACGUCUUCACUGGCUUUAUCGCGUCGCAGUUGUUCGCAGACCGGUCCUUUGGCACCUUGAUGAAACUAUUAUUGUCAGAGAUCAUUGUGUUCAACUCCCCCGAAGUGUAGACCUUGAGUGACACACCGGACGCUGAGAAGACAAAGAAAUAUGCAUGUGAUGUUAUUUAUAGAAUAUAUGACGAAGCAGCUACUUAUAGAAUGCAUUUGCAGGGGUUUGAUGUGAGUGACAGUGGACGCUGAGAAGACAAAGAAUAGUUUCUCUGCUGGCGCCUGUCCCCCGGGAUUGGUUCAGUUCCAGACUUCAUGCUACAAGAUUGAGGCCCAAGCCAAGAAGCAGUGGUCCGAUGCAAAGAAAGCAUGCGAGGCUGAACGGUCCCACUUAGCUGUAAUCAUGACAACUGAGGAAAACCAGUUUGUGAAGAAAGAACUCAUGAAGCGACAAAUAACUUAUGCUUACAUGCAGUUCUGGAUGGAUGGUAUCGAUACAGCCACAGAGGGGACAUGGGUCUGGGAAAGCACUGGAGAAUUGAUGACAAGCGAGCCGGUCGUUGGUUGAGAUGGCACUGAAUUGCGGAAAGUAAUUGACUAUAAUUUAUUGUAUUAUAUCACAAUACAUCCCGAUGUAUUAAACUCUGUGUUAAACGUACCGACAUGUGAUCUCAUAUUCAGAAUGUUUUUAGUUUAAUGUUAAUGAAGUAUUUUGAUAAUUGUGAAGUUUUAAGAAAAUUACUUCUUAAGUUUCACAGAUUACAGCAAAGUAGCAUUACAUCAUGUAACGAGAGGUCUGAAAAUAUAUAAAGUGUAUAGAUUGUG
Dreissena polymorpha is the source of this 1591-nucleotide messenger RNA. RefSeq names its product disintegrin and metalloproteinase domain-containing protein 12-like. The record is from RefSeq and is a predicted model, not a curated record. The transcript is spliced from 13 exons. The coding region runs from base 1 to 897 and encodes 298 amino acids. Lineage: Eukaryota; Metazoa; Mollusca; Bivalvia; Myida; Dreissenidae.